AUGACCACUCUCGAUGCCCUGACUACCCAGUCACUCCCUCCGAAUGCUUUUUCUUCUUAUCCAUCGCAGACUCUGGCCGCGACUUCGCAUCCCGCCAGCCAUUUCGUGUCUCCCGUAUCGACAUCCCCGAACACCACCACUGCAGCAUCAUACUGGACCGGAGCGCCGGCGCAAUCCUCGUGGCCAGUCAACAAUAAUACCCAUGAAUAUCUUCAAGAUGCGUGGAAUUUAUACCAAGCACCGAAUCCCAAUCCGAUCACCGACUCGACCGUGAACUCCAAUCUCGCCAUCUCUCAGCCGUACGAGAUCCCGUCGCUCGUGCCGUCUUUCUCCGCCGCCCAACCGCAGCAACCACUCUCAGCUGAAAAUUCAUUACCCUCCUCUUCCUCCUCGUCCUCCUCCUUCUCCUCGUCCGUGUCCUCGCCCGCCUCCAUGAAUUCCCUCGUUUACCCCCCUCGACAACCAUGGCCCUCCUAUUCCCUCCCGGCCAUGAACGGCCCCGUCCGGACCAACAUCCACAAUCCAGGCGGCCAUAUGGCCGUUUUGGGCAAUAUGCCCUCAGCUGCCGGUAUACUUCCCGGGUUCAACAGUGGUCACAUCGCGAGAAUGUACCAAGGGCCUACGUCGUCAUCGCCACAUCUUCCAGGCUCGGGAUCGGGCUUGGGCGGGCCGACCCAGGAUCGACCGUUUAAGUGCGAUCAAUGCCCACAGAGCUUUAAUCGGAACCACGAUCUCAAGCGACAUAAGCGAAUCCAUCUCUCUGUUAAACCGUUUCCGUGUACGCAUUGCGAUAAGAGUUUUUCGCGCAAGGAUGCAUUAAAGCGCCACCUUCUAGUCAAAGGAUGCGGUAAAGACGGUCCAGUUGUCAAACGGGAACACGAAUAA
Messenger RNA from Aspergillus glaucus CBS 516.65, 885 nucleotides. RefSeq names its product putative C2H2 finger domain protein. Gene Ontology annotation, molecular function: RNA polymerase II cis-regulatory region sequence-specific DNA binding; DNA-binding transcription activator activity, RNA polymerase II-specific. Gene Ontology annotation, biological process: regulation of transcription by RNA polymerase II. The transcript is spliced from 2 exons. Lineage: Eukaryota; Fungi; Ascomycota; Eurotiomycetes; Eurotiales; Aspergillaceae. The record is from RefSeq and is a predicted model, not a curated record. The coding region runs from base 1 to 885 and encodes 294 amino acids. Gene Ontology annotation, cellular component: nucleus.